Glarea lozoyensis ATCC 20868 is the source of this 1050-nucleotide messenger RNA. RefSeq names its product Carbon-nitrogen hydrolase. Bases 1 to 1050 code for a protein of 349 amino acids. The transcript has 4 exons. Gene Ontology annotation, molecular function: catalytic activity. NCBI's taxonomy places the organism in Eukaryota, Fungi, Ascomycota, Leotiomycetes, Helotiales, Helotiaceae. The record is from RefSeq and is a predicted model, not a curated record.
AUGUCCCAACCCAAUCCUACAAAAGUAAAAGUAGCAGUAACCCAACUUGAACCAGAAUGGCUCGACCUCUCCGCCUCGGUCCAAAAAACCUGCAAAUACAUCGAAGAAGCAGCUCAGAGUGGUGCUGAACUCAUCUCGUUUGCCGAAGCAUUUAUUCCUGGAUAUCCGGCUUGGAUAUGGACACGCCCCGUAGACCCCCAUCUCAGCACCCUCUACAUCAAAAACUCGCUCUCGAUUUCCUCUCCUGAGAUGCAAACCAUCCAAUCCUGCGCCGCAAAAAAUAACAUCAUCGUCCAACUCGGAUUCUCGGAGAACGACCACGAUUCUCUGUAUAUAUCCCAAGCACUCAUCGAUUCCGACGGGACCAUCUUGAUGAAUCGCCGGAAAUUGAAACCCACGCACAUGGAACGCACGAUCUUCGGGGAUGGUAGCGGGGACAGUCUAGUUAACGUCAAGGAAACAAGUAUCGGAAGGAUAGGAGCAUUGGCGUGCUGGGAACACACGCAGCCGUUGUUGAAGUUCCAUACGCUUAGUCAGAGGGUGCAGGUGCAUUGUAGUGCGUGGCCACCUGUGGUGGGACAUGGCGGGGGACCGGAUUUGUGGAGUUUGAGUUUAGAAGGCUGUCUGGCUUUGUCGCAGGUUUUCGCGAUCGAAUCGCAGGCUUUUGUGUUACAUGCUACGACUGUGAUUACGGAGAAGGGAGUUGAGAAGAUGGCUUCACCGGGCGGCGGCGCAUCCGCUGUUAUUGGGCCUGAUGGUCGUGUGUUGAGUAAACCACUUGAGCCGACAGAGGAAGGAAUUGUGUACGAGAUUUUGGAUUUCGAUGCGGCGAUCUUUGCGAGAAGCUUUUUGGAUGUGGCGGGGCAUUAUAGUCGGCCUGAUCUUAUGUGGCUGGGUGUUGAUACUAGAGGGAAGAAGGUUGUGGUCGAUGAGUUUCGGGCUGGUAAACCAGGGAAGGUUGACGGAGAUGAGAAAGAGGUCGAAAAGAGACUGGAAGAUAGAAGUGGGCGGAAAAUUCAAGGCUUGGUUAAUGGAGGAGGGAAGGUUUGA